UAUGAGCCCAGCGCUCUGCGAACUGAAUAACGAGGUUGUGAGCUAAAUUAUGUAAUAUUCUGUGUGAAGAAGAGGAUAAUAAAGAAGAGCAGGUUUUGCAUGUUUUUUAAAUGGGAAAUCUGUUGGGCAGCUGGCGUUUCAAGGAGCCGAGUACCGUUGAGGAAUGCGACUCGACGUGGGGAUCGGACUCGGAGAGCGACGAGCCGGCGGCUGAAGAUGACAGCGGUAUCUCCGACUCCGUCAGCGCGGCGGAGAGCGACCGGGCCGCCGGAGACCCUGGAGACUCGUCCCCGCAGCUGACUGACUCCCCAGAGUCUGUUCCAAAGAUGAAGAGGAGUUUCUAUGCUGCAAGGGACCUCUACAAAUACCGUCACAGCUACCCGAACUACAAAAGGCCGCGGCAACCCAACGAGUACCGUAACCUACGCUUCUAUCUGAACAAGAUCCCUCUGGUACCUGAUGGUAUCUAUAUAGAGGAAAUUCUGUCUAAGUGGCGAGGCGACUACGACAAACUGGAGCACAAUCACACCUACAUUCAGUGGCUGUUCCCAUUAAGAGAACAAGGGCUCAACUUCUACGCACAUGAACUGACUCAGGACGAGAUCAAAGAAUUCCAAAGCACUCGUGAAGCUAAGAGGAGAUUCCUGGCGGCCUACUCCCUGAUGUUGGACUUCUACGGCAUCAAACUGCUGGAUAAGAGCGGAAAUGUUGCUCGUGCUUCUAACUGGCAGGAGCGCUUCCAGCACCUUAAUGAGUCCCAGCACAACUACCUGCGGAUCACUCGCAUCCUGAAGUCUCUGGGUGAACUGGGUUAUGAGGCAUUCAAGGCCCCACUGGUUCGCCUCUUCCUGGAGGAGUCGCUGUGCCACAACACCCUUCCAAACAUGCAGCACAGCGUCCUGGAGUACUACGUCUACACCAUCCGCCUCCCGGCCACCCGCAGACGCCUGCUUCGCUACGCUCGCCAGCACUACAGGCCCGCCCACGCCUUCCUCUGGGGUCCACCACCUAAAAGGCGAGGUGGAGGCGGCGGCACCGGAGGUAGUGUGGGUGCUGGGAGCAGUGGGAUCAGAGCACCUGCUCCAACACCAGAGCAACAGAGGAGAGAGGAGGACAGCACCACCUCUACAAGAAAUGCGAUUAUUGUGUCUUCCCAUGAUGCCAUGAUGUGCCAGGAUUUGGCUGGAGGAGGACUGAAGGGCUGCACAGUACUCGGGUCUAAUAUGGCUGGACUGGAGGGGGCGUUGAUGUUGGUGGGAACUAGAGGAGGGAGGAGCGAGUACAAUGAAGUUGUUCCUUUGUAGGGAAUAGCAAUAAGGUUGGAUUGUUAUCAGGUUUUACAGCAGAAAAAACUAAAAAAAAACUUUUUAAAAUUAAACCAAUUCAAUUGUAACAAAUGAAGAAGAACUUUACUCUUAGCAGACCCCAUAGGACUCUGAAACCCAGGGUCAGGACAAUAAAACUCAUUAAUAGUUAUAGCUUGGAAUCUGAUAAACGUGUUAUUAGAAUCAAUUCAGGUUAAGGGCUUAACAUAAACUAUGAUAGUAUUCAUUGCAGAUUAUUCAGUUUUACUGUAUUAGGGAUAAUGAUGUGGGACUGGGGUGUUUGGGGGGGCUGGGAGGUCAUAUACUGAGCCAAGCUAAACAAUCUCCCCUUGGACCAAAUCCCAAAACCAUCUGAACUAGGAGAGACCCAAGAAAGAAAGAAAGAAAGAAAGAAAGACAGAAGACUGCCUUAUUUAAUGUUGGAUCUGUGGCAGGUAUGAA
This is a messenger RNA of Seriola dumerili (greater amberjack), 1766 nucleotides long. It is a transcript of the gene ogfrl1, whose product is annotated as opioid growth factor receptor-like protein 1. Gene Ontology annotation, molecular function: opioid growth factor receptor activity. Bases 111 to 1304 code for a protein of 397 amino acids. The record is from RefSeq and is a predicted model, not a curated record. NCBI's taxonomy places the organism in Eukaryota, Metazoa, Chordata, Actinopteri, Carangiformes, Carangidae. The transcript is spliced from 7 exons. Gene Ontology annotation, cellular component: membrane.